This is a messenger RNA of Trifolium pratense (red clover), 1930 nucleotides long. RefSeq names its product protein GrpE. Gene Ontology annotation, molecular function: adenyl-nucleotide exchange factor activity; protein homodimerization activity; protein-folding chaperone binding. The record is from RefSeq and is a predicted model, not a curated record. The coding region runs from base 95 to 973 and encodes 292 amino acids. The transcript is spliced from 3 exons. Gene Ontology annotation, biological process: protein folding. Gene Ontology annotation, cellular component: chloroplast. NCBI's taxonomy places the organism in Eukaryota, Viridiplantae, Streptophyta, Magnoliopsida, Fabales, Fabaceae.
GUUUUCUCUUCAACUCCAAAACCAUUGCGCAUUCAUUCACCAAUCUCAACCUUCACCUUAUCUCUCUCUCCUUCACUCCUCACUCUUUCCUCCGAUGGCCACCGUCCUCCAAACUCCCACAUUCCGGCCAUCCCUAACCCUCCUCACCACCACCACCGCCGCCACAUCAUCCAAUCACCCCAAAACCUCUAGGGUUUCUAUCACAUCCUCCAGAAGGAAACUAUCGCCACUUAAAUCCCUCCGGUUCCAUUCAAUUCCCUCCCUCCGGUUCGUUAAGUUAGUACCUUUUGCUUUUGACGGAGAUACCGAGGCUCCUCAAGUUCAAGAACAACCUGAAGUUCAGGUUCUGGAUUCUUCAGAUGGUGCUGUUGCUGUGGAGGAUAGUACAGGUGAUGAUGAGUUCAGCGACGCUGUUGAAAUACCUUCUUCACCUUUGCUAGUAUUACUGCAGUCUUACAAAGAAGCAUUAGUUAAUAAUGAUGAAGUCAAAGUUGCCGAGUUGGAAUCAUCAUUAAAAUCCAUUGAUGACGAGAUAGCAGGUCUCGAAGGGAAAAUAGCUUCUUUAUCCGAAGAAUUAUCAAUAGAGAAAGAUCGGAAACUAAGGAUUGGUGCAGACUUUGACAAUUAUCGGAAGAGGACCGAUAGAGAUCGCCUUUCGUUGGUCACAAAUGCUCAGGGGGAAGUUGUGGAGAGUUUGUUGCCUGUAUUGGAUAAUUUUGAGAGAGCUAAAGCUCAGAUUAAGGUGGAAACAGAGGGAGAGGAGAAAAUAAACAAUAGCUAUCAGAGCAUAUACAAGCAGUUCAUUGAAAUUCUAAACUCACUAGGAGUUGAGCCAGUGGAGACGGUUGGAAGCCCCUUUGAUCCAAUGGGGCGCAACCGCAAACCAGUUGGCUCGAAAUUCAAUCUUGCUGAACUUUUUGAAACACUAUAUCAAGUUUCUUCAGGUUUCCUGAAGACCUGGAUACCCUUUUAACUCUUAGCAACUCUUGAUUGUUUCGAGCCAACUUGGUGAGUUUAAGAAUGUGUCACAAAGUCAAGAAAAAGUAGGCUUUGUUUUGUAGCAACAUGUGUAUAUGAAUACAUGUUCUUAGAAAAAGAAUUAUUCCAGUUGGAUGCUUGUAAGAUUAUUUGACUCAAAACAAUUUUGCCUCAACCACUGCCUCAAAUGAAAUACGUGCUUGGUCUUUUUUUGUCAACUUUUUUAGAAAGUUUCUUAUGAUAUAGUAGAUUGAUAAUCAUGAGCAUUUUUUUCUGAUAAGCUAUGUUUUCACUUUACUUGUAAAAGCUACAUGAAGCAAUUAUGCGUGAGGAUUCUGAUGAGUUUGAAGAAGGCAUCAUACUUCAAGAAUUCAGAAAAGGUUUUAAACUUGGUGACCGCCUCUUACGCCCAUCAAUGGUGAAGGUAUCAGCUGGUCCAGGACCAGCAAAGCCAGAACAAGCAUCACAGGAAGAACAAGUCACAAAUGAAAUUUCCGAGGACGGUAAAGAGAUUGAUGGUAGCACAGAAACAGAGUCUGCUUGAAUGGACAAAACUCUGCCUGGACUCAGUUUUGUACAAGUACAUCAGUUUAAUCUCCAGGAACAAGAAAUUUUCCUGCCAAGUUUCCUUCCUUGAGGGAAAUUAAUAUUAUGAGAUUUUGAAUUAUUUUUUCAGAUAUUUAUGUCCUUACAUGGCUUUGGUAGAGAUGACUAAAUAUUCAGAGAUACCAUAUUUCUUGAAGGACCCUGAGUAAGUUGCAAUUGAUCAAGUGCUUGGAAUCAGGAGUUAGGAGAAUCAGUGUGAACUUUUAAAUUAAGAUUUUAUUAUACUCAUAAUUUCUUCAUCGUAUUGAACAUGUAUUCUUUGGUUAAGCUAGAACUAGAAGCAAUUCUACGUGUUGUACACCAAUGGUUUUUAAGAUAAUUUCUGAAAGUUUUUCCCCUCUGCAAA